AUGUGCUCUCUCGUGAACAAUGCAGUGAAUCAACAAAAGGAUACUUUUGAAAAGAGAGAAAAGGCACGUAAAAGUACCAACACGAGAAGAGCCAAGUUGGUCGAGGAAGGCAAGUGUUCCGAGUGUGGUCAUGUCAUGGAUAAUGUUGCAUUGACCAGUGCUGAUAAGGAGUUCCUUAAUGAUAAAGAUGUUCUCUUGGUCGACCAAGGAAGUUCUUCUGCCAGUUCCAGCAACAGUUCCAGCAACAGUUCCACCAAUAUUCUCGAUUAUGGUGAUGAGAUGGAUUCAGAGACCCUGUUCGAUGAUAAUGGUUUCAUUCGAACAACCUUUCUUCGUCCCAGACGUCUGACAGUGUUUACGUAA
Molecule: messenger RNA, 363 nt
Organism: Naegleria lovaniensis
Lineage: Eukaryota; Heterolobosea; Eutetramitea; Acrasida; Naegleriidae
Exons: 1
Coding region: 1-363 (120 amino acids)
Source: RefSeq, a predicted model, not a curated record